Messenger RNA from Nicotiana attenuata, 1014 nucleotides. RefSeq names its product putative protein TPRXL. The coding region runs from base 1 to 1014 and encodes 337 amino acids. The transcript has 4 exons. The record is from RefSeq and is a predicted model, not a curated record. NCBI's taxonomy places the organism in Eukaryota, Viridiplantae, Streptophyta, Magnoliopsida, Solanales, Solanaceae.
AUGGCUCCUCGAGGUAAAGAUCGUCCAGAGGGUAAUGCACCAGAGAAUGUUAAAAAAAGAAAGAAAACAAAAGCUUCUGGUAACUUAGGUAUCACUACCUCUCCCCCACACGCACCUGCUAGUUCACAUGUGCCUCCACCUACGUGCCCGUUAUCAUUUCCACCUCCCUUAUACUCUAUACCUCACCUAGGCUACAAGGCUCCCUCUUCCACCCCCUUCUUUAAUCCUACAUCUUCCCAGCACAUACCUGGACUUAGGCCUGGUGUACCCUCAUUAUCAACUUACCCAGUCAUGUCAUCAUCAUCUUCUCCGGUCAUUCCUUCAUUUUCUUCCUCUGGCAUUCAAUCGUCAUUUUCCCCAAUCAUUCAUUCAUCAUCUUCCUCUAGCAUGCCCUCAUUAUUUAGUCAGCCUGCUAGGUACUCUUCUAUGCCUUCGUCUAAAUCCACUCCACUUUCGCAUGGCAUACCCUCAUCAUCUUACUCUUUCCUACCAUCAUCAUCUUCUCCGGUCAUUCAUUCAUCAUCUUCUACUGGAAUGCCCUCAUCAUUUAGUCAUCCUACUAGUCAGCCUGCUAGCCACUCUUCUAUGCCUUUAUCUGGAUCCACUCCGUCUUCAUCUCCCAGCAUUUCUAGGCCACAUAUUGGAGUCAAUAGUAAUUUGACAUUCCAAUACACCGAUAGUGAUACAGCUACACAGCCUCCUGCACAGACUUCUACACGAAGUCAGAAUCCUCCAAAUGUUGGAAAAUAUGAUGAUCUUCGGAGGUUGAUUAUUGUGUCCGACGGAGCAGGCUUUUAUCCUCCUCAGGCUACGAAAGCCGUGGUUGAAUCGAUGUGUUCGUUUUAUCACGCACCAUAUAGGUUCUGGUCAGAAGUUCCAACUAACAUUAGGGACAGAAUGUUUGCUGAAUUUAGGUUGAAGUGUGCAUGGUCACGCGAUUCUGAGGCUGAGGAACGAGCUGUUUUCUUUAAGAAAUGUUCUGAUAGGUUGCCUGAUCUGCUUCGGACUGCUUGA